GCAAGAACCUCCGCAGAUGAAUUAGUCUCUGGUGUUUCCAGCACAGUGACAUCAUGGCGAGUGCAACACCUGACCCAUCUCCUAUCUCCGGUGCGAAUAUGCCCCGGAAUAGCGAUGACCAUGACAACAUGCACAUGACAGCAUCUUCUAACAACGAGACAGCGGAUGGCCAGAUGCUGGAGGAUAAGGCCACGGACUUUAAAUCAGACUUUAAAUCAACUUUUACCUCCUUCGGUCAGGUGUCGUCCCCCUCCCUCGAUGUGUAUCGGAUGCAGAUGGGUCAGCUCACCCUCGAGGUGUCAUCUGGAGACAUCACCAAGGAGGCCUGUGAUGUCAUCAUAAAUUCCUCCAAUCAAACCUUUACCCUAAAAUCAGGAGUGUCGAAGGCAAUCUUGGACAGCGCUGGACUAACAGUUGAGCUGGAGUGCUCACAGAUUGUAAAUUCUCCGAAUUACCAGCCUGGUCCGUUCAUCCUGACAUCGGCUGGCCAGCUGCCCAGCACACACAUUAUCCACGUUGUCGGCAAGAAUGAUCCUGCAAAGAUUAAGGAUGUGGUUUACACAGUGCUGAAGUUCUGCGAGGAGAACAAGCUCAGCUCUGUCUCCUUCCCGGCCCUGGGAACAGGUCAGGGAGGGGCCAACCCGUCGGCGGUGGCAGACGCCAUGGUGGAUGGGGUGGUGGACUUUGUGAGGAAGAAGCACCCGAGGUUUGUUUGCAGCGUAAAGAUCCUGAUCUUCCAGACGGUCAUGAUGGCAGAGUUUCACAGGAGCAUGAAGAGGAGAGAGGGGGAGCAGGUCGAGGCCAAGAGCGUCUUAACCGAGUUCAAAGACACUGUCACUUCGUGUUUUAUGGGACGUGGGGAAGAGACUUAAAUAAGUGUCCUCCUAGAGGGGAGAACACUCUGGAUCAUAUUUACUCCAACAUUAAGCACGCGUACACAGCCAUACCCCUCCUCCACCUAGGCC
Perca fluviatilis (European perch) is the source of this 965-nucleotide messenger RNA. Its product is annotated as protein mono-ADP-ribosyltransferase PARP15-like. The coding region runs from base 54 to 872 and encodes 272 amino acids. Gene Ontology annotation, molecular function: transcription corepressor activity. Gene Ontology annotation, biological process: negative regulation of gene expression. The record is from RefSeq and is a predicted model, not a curated record. Gene Ontology annotation, cellular component: cytoplasm; nucleus. The transcript has 8 exons. NCBI's taxonomy places the organism in Eukaryota, Metazoa, Chordata, Actinopteri, Perciformes, Percidae.